This is a messenger RNA of Lucilia cuprina (Australian sheep blowfly), 1170 nucleotides long. RefSeq lists its product as uncharacterized. The record is from RefSeq and is a predicted model, not a curated record. Bases 16 to 1122 code for a protein of 368 amino acids. Lineage: Eukaryota; Metazoa; Arthropoda; Insecta; Diptera; Calliphoridae. The transcript has a single exon.
AUUUAAGCUCUUGAAAUGAAAACAACGGAAAUAUUUGCGCUCAUUCUAUUGAGCUGUUCUUUAAAUAUAGUACCAGUCAUAUGUAGCAGUCAACAUUUAUUAGAUGCCUGGAAUGAAAUUAAAUCAAACUAUUUCAAUGAUAUUCAGCAGAGUAACAAUAUCUACAGACAAAUAAAAGAAGAACAAUAUGCAUUGGCUCAACUACGCUCCAUUGUGGAAAAACAUUUAAGAGAUAAAAAUGCUGAGGAGUUGGCAAAUGCUUUAAAUUCGGAUGAUAUUUUAAAUUCAGCUAAAAAUCUGAAAGAAAUUAUGAACAAUAUAACCAACUACUAUGACAAUCAAAUGAUUGAUAGCAUUUUUGUUCAAGCUAUAAAUGAAAUUAUUUUAAGAGGAAAUGUGUUAGCAAUGCCUGACUUACUGUGGAAUAUAUAUCAGAAAAAUUAUUUAAAAUAUGAAAUUAUGCUGCGUUUUCAAAUUCAACUGUAUAACAGUGUAAGUUACCGACAUCAUAAAAACGAAAAGGUAUUUUUACAAAAUUAUGCCUACAUAUUGCAUAAAAUUAAAAAGGAACUUUUAUACGAUUCAGUAGAUUUGAGUUUAAAAUCAAGUGUUCAGAAUAUUGUGGAUAAGCUGCCUAAUAACAUAAAAUUUUUAUAUUUUGCACCAUAUUUCUGUUUAUUAAAUAUAAAAUAUGAAAAAUAUAUUUAUACAGCCAUUGAGGCAAAAGUUGAUCCACUAAGUCGUUACAUUUGGCUGUGGUAUGAUAAUAAAUCAAUGGAUAAUACAGGUUACCUUAAUGUCGAUAUUGCAGAAUAUAAUCUAAAUAAUAAACAACAACUUAAAGUUGCUCUAAAAAGUACUACAUAUAAAAUCUAUUAUUAUAUGAUGCCUAGCACAAAAAUGAUUGCCGGUUGGGAUACUGUCGGUACGCCUUCAAAUCAUAUUUGGGAUCUAGAAUUUGUAGAUGAUGAUCGUGUUGUAUUUUCUCAAAACGGUUAUUUAAUGUGUGGUGUUGAACAGCACGAUAACGAGAGACGUAAUGUUGGCGGACGCAAAAUUGGUCAAGUUUCAUCAACAAACUCUGAAUGUCAAUGGCGUUUGGGAGAAUGUAAAUUUAAAUAAUUUGUGAAAUUUAAAUUGAGUUUAUAAUAAAUUGAUAUAAAAAAGUAA